AUGGAUAUACUGUUUUUCCUGAUUGUAUUGCUUCUUGUUAUAUCGCCUUUUAUUUCAUUAUCUGCUUCUGAUUAUGCUUUAAGGUGGGGUUCACAUCUAUCUGUGGAUAAUUCAGAGGACGUUUUGAUUUCACCAAAUGGGGUUUUCUCUGCUGGCUUUUAUCCUGUUGGUGACAAUGCUUAUUCUUUUGCUAUAUGGUUCAGCAAACCAACUCGCCAUAACAACUACACUGUUGUUUGGAUGGCAAACCGUGAUUUCCCAGUUAAUGGCAAGCGCUCAAAGCUCUUGCUGUUAGAAACUGGUAAUCUUAUCUUAACAGAUGCUGGCCAGUCUACUGCUUGGUCCUCAGAUACUUCUUCCCAAUCCCCGACAAUGUUACGCCUCAACGAUACUGGUAACCUUUUGCUUCAAAAUAUGGAAGGUGUUGUGAUUUGGCAAAGCUUUGAUUCACCUACCGAUACCCUUCUUCCUUUUCAACGCAUCACCAGAUAUCGUCCGCUUGUCUCAUCAAGAAGUAGCACCAACUUUUCUACUGGUUUCUACAAACUAGUUUUCAAUGAAAAUAACAUUCUUCGUCUCGUCUAUGAUGGUCCAGAGAUUUCAAGUACAUAUUGGCCAUACCAAUGGCUUACAGAGGGGGAAGUAAGGUUUCAAUACAACAGUAAUAGAAUUGCCUCAUUCGAUUCGCUGGGAGAGUUUACUUCUUCUGAUAAUUGGCAUUUUGUGUCAGCAGAUUAUGGAGUGAAACUCCAGCGAAGAUUGACACUUGAUUAUGAUGGGAAUUUUGGUUUGAAAGUUUCCAAAAGCAAUCUAUUCUUAGAUAAUCAUACAGCUGUUUCAGGAUUAGGGUUGAAUUGCUCCAAUGAACUUGGAGCGCCUUUGCACAGAGCGUAUCAAAAAAGCAGCGAAAGUGAGACCUUGAAAUUCGUACGUAGUUUCACUUUUGGUUUAGGGGGAAUAGAGAUUGUUGUCAUCCUUGUUGUCUGGUGUUUCUUGAUUAAGUCCAAGAAGGACUCCGAUGAAGCUAUACAAAGCUACCAUCCUGCAGAAACUGGAUUUAAAAGAUUCACUUAUUCUGAGCUCAAAAAGGCAACUGGAAACUUCAACAAGGAAAUUGGAAGAGGAGCAGGAGGAAUUGUAUACAAAGGGGUGUUGUCCGACAGUCGAGUUGCAGCGAUCAAACUACUUAAUGUAGCUAAACAAGGAGAGGCUGAAUUUUUAGCAGAAGUAAGCACGAUUGGGAAGCUUAAUCAUAUGAACUUAAUAGAGAUAUGGGGGUAUUGUGCACAAGGGAAGCACAGGCUUUUGGUGUACGAGUACAUGGAGCAUGGAUCCUUGGCAGAAAAUUUGUCUGCAAAAGCACUUGAUUGGCAAAAGCGGUUUGAAAUCGCCUUAGGCACUGCAAGAGGACUUGCUUAUUUACAUGAAGAGUGCUUAGAGUGGGUUUUACAUUGUGAUGUAAAGCCUCAAAAUAUACUCCUGGACUCAAACUACCAGCCAAAGGUAUCUGAUUUUGGCUUAUCCAAGCUAUUAAGCAGAGGCAAGCACGAAAGCUUCUCAAAGAUAAGAGGAACUAGAGGUUACAUGGCUCCUGAGUGGGUUUCAAAUUUGCCAAUCACAUCCAAAGUGGACGUGUACAGUUAUGGGAUUGUUGUGUUGGAGAUGAUUACUGGAAAGAAUCCAGCAACAUUAGCAAGUCAUAGCACAGAAACGUGUGGAGAGAUAGAGCACAAAAGAUUAGUGACAAUUGUGAGAGACAAGAAAAUUAAAGUUAAUGGAAUGGCCUCAUGGAUUGAAGAGAUUGUGGAUCCCACGUUGGAAAGAAAAUAUGAUCAAGAAAAGAUAGAAACCCUUGUAACAUUGGCCCUGCAAUGUGUGGAGGAAGACAGAGAUGCUAGACCUACUAUAAGCAAAGUCGUUGAAAUGCUUCUACACCUAGAAAAUCAUUAGGCUAAUCACUAGUCACCAUUCACCAUCCUUAUUGUCUCCAGGUAGCGUUAUCCGCUCUCACAGUAGUUCUUGGAUGGGAGGAUGCAGCUAAUGGUAGCAGGUGCUCUACAUUGAUGGCAGAAUUUAUCUUUUUUUAGGUCUGAAGCUAGCUCGGGAGAAGAAGUUAAUAAACAAGGGUCAGUUGAUAAACUGAACCUGGUAGAACUGAUAACUAAAGAAACUAGUGGUGAUAAUUCUGUUUUUACCAUGGUGAAUAAAAUCAAGUUGGUGAAUAGGAAUUGGCAAGUGUGUAUUUCCCAGAGGGGGUAAUUCUUGGCGGUUCUCUUCUCUUAGGCAUCUAUUUCGUCGAAUUUCUACCCUAGAUUGUUUGUAAUGUAAUUUAUUUUCAUUCCCUUGUAGUCCAAAAUAUAGUAGGCAUAAUAAUAAAGUAAAAAUAUUUCAAUUUCA
Jatropha curcas is the source of this 2397-nucleotide messenger RNA. The record is from RefSeq and is a predicted model, not a curated record. NCBI's taxonomy places the organism in Eukaryota, Viridiplantae, Streptophyta, Magnoliopsida, Malpighiales, Euphorbiaceae.